AUGGGUAUUUCAUUGCAAGAAGCUGUUAGGAAAAAUGAAAGAAUCAGUAAUAAGGAAUCAACUGACCUGAGAAGGGCUAAAGGAAUAUAUCAUUGCCAUGACAAUUCAAGAGCCUACGAGGAAAGGCAACGAGAACAAUGCCAAGCAAAAAGACGUCUGUCCAUUGCAUUAGUAGUUUGCCUUGCCCUUAUGAUUGGUGAGAUUGCUGGUGGAUAUUUUGCCGGCAGCCUUGCAGUAAUGACUGAUGCUGCUCAUCUUUUGGUGGAUUUCAGUAAUUUCCUUAUUAGUCUGUUUUCACUGUGGUUGACAUCAAAGCCUUCCACAAAGAAGCUCACUUUUGGAUGGUACAGAGCAGAAAUUCUUGGUGCUUUGUUGUCAGUUAUUUCUAUCUGGGUAGUAACUGGAGUACUUGUAUACAUGGCUUGCCAACGACUAGUACGCUCUGACUAUGACAUCAAUGGAGUGGCCAUGCUCAUUACAUCAGGAUGUGCAGUAUUAGCCAAUGUAGUCCUGGGAUUCACUCUGUAUGAGAAUAAUCAUGGCCACAGUCAUGGGCACAUAAACAACCAUGUCGCUUCAUCUGCAGAGCCUGGUCCCCAUCAACGGAGCAAUGCUACUGUUCGGGCAGCUUUUGUCCACGUGGUUGGAGAUCUUUUGCAAAGCAUCAGUGUACUAAUCAGUGCACUUAUUGUCUUCUUUAAGCCUGAAUACAAAAUUGCUGAUCCAAUCUGCACAUUUAUUUUUUCUGUGUUUGUAUUGGCAACAACAACUACUAUUUUACAGGAUAUUUUGCUGACCUUGAUGGAAGGUACCCCAAAUGGAAUCAGUUACAACACAAUGAAGGAAAGGAUCAUUAGUGUUGAUGGAGUGAUAGCCAUUCACAGUCUAAAUGUUUGGGCUCUCACAAUAAAUCAAGCUGUUCUGACAGUCCAUGCUGUUAUAGCAGACACCGUGGACUCUCAGCGAGUUCUGAAAGAAAUUACUCAAGCGUUUUCUGAGAAAUAUAACUUUUAUUCAGUGACUAUUCAACUUGAGCAACAAUCAGACCAGAAACCUGAGUGCAUCUUUUGUCAAGAACCAAGACAAUAAAAUGAAUAAAACAAAGACAAUCUUAAUGUUCAAGCAAGAUUGCACUAUUAUAUGAAGUAAUACAGUGAUACAUAUGAAUGGUUGCCGUAGGUACCAGAGUUCAAUGCAAUUAUCCAUUUAGAAAGUUUUACAGAAUGAAGUGGGAUAAAAAACAUAUGACUAAAUAACAUGUGUAGGAUAGCUGCAUUCGGAAUAUAAUGCACUUUUUGUCUUUUAAAACAACACUUUUACAAAGUCAUAAAAACAAUGCUUUGAAAUGAAUUUCUUGCUAUCAGUGGGUUAAAGGUCAUUUUAUAAAUGAUGGCAAUAAACAGGCAGAUAAUGAAAAAGGCAUAGUAGACUUGCUAAAUAAUUUUUCAUUUGCUGCUAUGCAGUGGAA
This is a messenger RNA of Protopterus annectens (West African lungfish), 1468 nucleotides long. It is a transcript of the gene SLC30A8, whose product is annotated as solute carrier family 30 member 8. Gene Ontology annotation, molecular function: zinc ion transmembrane transporter activity. The record is from RefSeq and is a predicted model, not a curated record. The transcript is spliced from 8 exons. Bases 1 to 1089 code for a protein of 362 amino acids. Gene Ontology annotation, cellular component: plasma membrane. NCBI's taxonomy places the organism in Eukaryota, Metazoa, Chordata, Ceratodontiformes, Protopteridae. Gene Ontology annotation, biological process: response to glucose; response to zinc ion; zinc ion transmembrane transport.